UUGUUGUUUAAGGCCGAAUCAAUGAGUUCCACGUCGGAUGCUCCUUCCGCCACCUCUUCGGCCGCCAACGUGGCCGGAAAUUUCAUAGGAAGCAAGCCGUCCACAGUGCUGUUCUUCAUCGCGCUGUGCGUGGGCGUCAUCAUUGCCGUUCUAUUUAUAUUCUUCACCUUCAGAUACCUUGUGCGGUCUCGCUUUGGGCUCUACAGCUCGGCGCCGCAGUUUGCCCGCAAUCCGUUCUACAUGGGCCCCACGGGGCGCGCGUCCAUGAACGGCCUCCAGCCGUACUUUGAACACGACAUCGCCCUCAACCUCGUGGGCCACCGCCAUCUGCACGGGUACCGUCCCCAUCGCCGCGAGGGGUACUCGCGGAAGCGCAAGCUGACGCAGGAGGAGGUCGACGAUCUGUUCCCGCUGAAAACGUACGCCAAGUGGCUCAACGGCGGCCAGGAGGACGUCAUCAACAGGAACGAGGGCGUCCUGGUGUACGAGGAGGACGCGGGACAUCAGAACACUCCUGAGGAGCACGACGACUUUCAGGACGCACGUUCCUCGCCGCCAGAGGAGGUCGAUCUGGCCGACCAGAACAAAACCGACAACAUCGAGCUCAGCGAAACGGUUCCUGCUACAGCCUCGUCUGCCGACGCCGCACAGGACCUCCACUUCACCUCCGGCAUGUGCGCAAUCUGUCUGGACAACCUGCUCGACGACGACGAAGUCCGUGGCCUGAUCUGCGGCCACGUGUUCCACGCCGACUGCGUGGACCCCUGGCUAACCAAUCGGCGCGGCUGCUGUCCGAUGUGCAAGCGUGACUUUUUCAUGCGCGACCAGGCCCGCUCGCGCCACACCAACGAGGCCCAGGGCGACCGCAGUCUCGACAGCAUCUUCAACAACGCGGAGUCCGUGAGCGACCUGUUCUUCCCGCGUUCCACCAAGUUCAAGGCCCAGACGCUGCUGGCUUCGUUGCAGCUCGUGCGCAAUGGCGAGUACUCGUCUGAGGGCCAGACGUCGGCGGCAACGGCGCCGCCUACUGGCCCGGUCGAGGAGGUCACUCCGAUGCACAACAGCGACUUCAGCCGACCACCGAUGCCGGAGCUGCGCUCGCUGCAGUCGUCCAUCAUGGAGAUCAUCAACGAGAGACCGUUCCAUCCAGAUGACCUGCGCGACAUCGACACGCUUGCGUUCCAGACCGUCAACGACAAGUUCACGAUGGUGUCGGCGAUUUUCUGGCGCAUCAUGGGCAUCCGCAAAGAGGACCUGUACUACCACUACGUGCUGGUGUUCUACGAGCGCAACCGCAGCUCGCGGCUCAGCUCGCGGCCCGGAGGCGAGCCCGAGCAGCCGCGGCAGCCUGAACACAUGGUGUGACUACCAUACUCUAUUCAUUUCUGUUCCAUUAUCUAAUUAAACGUGCGAUCACUCAUUCACUGACAAUUUUUCAGUUCCAGCCACCAGCUGGUCCUCGUCAUCCUCCACUGGCAGCACGUUGAAAGACGACUGUUUUGGACCGUCUAUCUUGGCCUUCUGCUUGGUCUCUGACUCCUUCUGCUCCCGUGGCUUGCGCUCCUUGUUCAGUGCAGAGCCACGCAGGUUUUCCCAGUCCAUGUCAGGCUCUGGCUUCUUUGGCUUGCUGCGCAAAGUGCCCUCGCUUCUCUUGCGAACGGCCUCUGCCACGCUGUCUCUGGCGGCGCUCCAAUCCGGCUCUGGCGCGCGCUCUCUUCUAGGUGCACGCUCUGCACGCUCUGCACGCUCCACACGCAAGGGCUCGCCGCUCCUGAUGGCGCCCCAGUCCGGCUCCGGCCCACGUGCCCGUGGCUCUCUGCGAGGUCCCAGCCGCUCGCGCCGAGGCUCGGGAACAGCAGCGCCCUCUCUGACGGCAGUCCAGUCAGGCUCUGGCGCCGCCUCUCUGCGGGACGGCAACCGUUCUCUCCGGCCCUCCCGCACCGCAGGCGCGCUUCUAACAGCCCCCCAAUCAGGCUCUGGCGCCCGGUCUCGCAUUCUGUCGCCUCUGAAGUCUCCCCCGCGCUGCUCGCUGCGCGGGCCGUCCCGCAUCGUGCCCCAGUCGAUGUCACCACGUGACUGGCGGCCACCACGGCCCCCAAACGGUUCCUUCGUGGGAGCAGCCACGCUGACGUACGCAACACGGCCGCCCAGGUUCUGUCCCGAUAGUUUUAAUGCCUCUUCCAAUGUUUUCCUAUUCUUGAACGUAAUGAAAGCAAAUCCUCUGAGUGCCCCCGUGUGCUGGUCCUUCGGAGCGUAGAAAUCAACAAUCUCGCUAAACGGAUCCUCAAUGCGCAAAUUGUCCGCAAAAAACGCCUGAAUCUCAUCCUCCUGCGCGUCUCUCGGCAGGUUGCUCACUCUCGCAGUGUAUGGCGCACGGUCCGGGAUCGGAUACUCGGCUCUUUCGUAGUCCCUGUCGUUUCCUCCGCUUCUGCUUCCUGACGGCUUGCCGCUGACGGGCACCUCCAGCGUGUUCAUGUCGAACUCCUCGUCCGCCCACGAGCCGCCAAAGCUCUCGUCCGCCAGGAACGAGCCCAGGUCCAUCUUAACUUUG
Molecule: messenger RNA, 2551 nt
Organism: Ogataea polymorpha
Lineage: Eukaryota; Fungi; Ascomycota; Pichiomycetes; Pichiales; Pichiaceae
Exons: 1
Coding region: 22-1365 (447 amino acids)
Biological process (GO): ubiquitin-dependent protein catabolic process
Cellular component (GO): cytoplasm
Molecular function (GO): ubiquitin protein ligase activity
Source: RefSeq, a predicted model, not a curated record